UCGUCGUCUUCCAGGUUCACACGACUAUAUCUUCGCUGCUUGGUCGUUUGCGAACCAGCCAUAGAAACGGUGCAGUUACCUCUCCUCUACGUUGAGGCGUGAGCCAGGGCCGUUGCGCUUAGUUGAUAGAGCCGGAAGAAGACCUCAUCUUCAGCAUGCGGUCACCCAGGCUGCUUCCCGCUGUGGUGUCCUUGAUGCUGCUGCUGCUGCUGACAUGCAUACAAGCUCGUGCAGCCGUGGUGCGCGGGCAGAUCCAGCCCAACGAGCAUCUGCGAGAACUUUCGUCUCUCGGACCGCACACAAAGAUAUCUCUCAGGCGGAUACCUGACGCGCCGACGUUUGUAAGCGAUUCGAGCGUUUCGGCUGAAGGCGAAAGUAACGGCCGCAACACAACCGCAGCCCAAGGCCGAGAAGUGUACCAGACCUUCAUCCGCCGAGAUGGUUCCUUUGUAUUUCCGGACGUCAUACCUGGCGCGUACGUCCUCAAGAUCUCCAGCAGAUGGCAUGCAUUCAGGACCUACCGCGUAGACGUCAGCGCACUGCUCGGAGGCGAGGGGCAUGGGCAAACUGCCGUACCAGAUUUUAGGAACAGCGCCAGGAAUUCUGUCAAGAUUCGGUCGCAUACGCCUGGCACACCGCUAUCGUCCACCCUCACCCAUGCCGUCCUUCCAUCGCCCUUCAUCGUCCAGCCGUUGGCCGCGUUCGAAUUUUUUACUGAGCCCGAAGGCUUUAACAUCAAGGCGCUGCUCGGCAACCCGAUGAUGCUUAUCGUCAUCGCAGGCGGAGUCCUCGUCUUUCUCAUGCCGAAGCUCAUGGCGAAUAUGGACCCAGAAUCGCUCGCCGAACUAAACGAGCAGCAAGCGGCGAUGCAAGCCAAGAUGAACGCCCUCCAGAGCGGCGACAUUGGCAGCUUGUUCAAGGACGAGCCGAGAACAGCAGGCUCGGCAGGGGCCGCCCCGACGCGUUCAGCACCGGGCGGCGGCGGCGGUAAGAGACGACGGUAAUGGUCACAAGGCCGUCUUAUAGCAUAACACCACACAGCAUUGCAUGGACUAGAUAAGAACAGAUGGGAUAAAUAGCGACGAAGGGUGGCCGCGGUGUUUCAUUUUGAAAGCUAUGCUACAGUGUACGUUCGUGUGGAUUAGCGCGCUUUCAUUGCUGCGUAGCUGCGACGCUAGCGAAGCUCCUUGGCUGCGAUGGUGAGGGCGCGGCAGGUUCCCCAUACUCCACGCUAGGAUCGGAGGCGUCAAC
Molecule: messenger RNA, 1251 nt
Organism: Tilletiaria anomala UBC 951
Lineage: Eukaryota; Fungi; Basidiomycota; Exobasidiomycetes; Georgefischeriales; Tilletiariaceae
Exons: 3
Coding region: 156-1004 (282 amino acids)
Cellular component (GO): EMC complex
Source: RefSeq, a predicted model, not a curated record